AUGGUUCCCGGCGGAUCCAGCACGCGCGGCCGCGGGGGCUCGCCGGGUGCUGGAUCCGUCGGUGACCAUAUACAGCUAAGGAUGGCUAAAAAUGAAGGCAGCAGCAUCAACUCUUAUACAAUUCAAAACCAAAUACCACCUCAAAACUCAAACUCAAAUCUAAAUCCACAAGAUCUUCCUAGCAGUCCAUACUUCAUUGGAACUAAUGAAAACUCAGGAUCAUUACUGGUUACUCAAAUGCUCAAUUCUACUAACUACCACUCUUGGGCAAGGUCCAUGAAAAGGGCUCUUCAAAUCAAGAACAAAUUGGGCUUCAUUGAUGGGAGCAUCUGUGAACCGAUUGAUGUUGAUAGUCCAUUGAUGGAGCAUUGGCUUCGUUGCUAUGAUAUUGUCAUCACCUGGAUGCAAAACACAAUGACAGUAAACAGUAAGGCAACUCAACAAAAUGCUCCCAGAAUCUAUGAAGUCAAGCAAGGAAUUGCAGAACUGGUGCAAGGUCAAGAUUCAGUGAGCACUUAUUUUUCGAAGCUGAAAACACUUCUUGAUGAGUUGAUGAAUUAUGAAUCUAUCCCCAAUUGCACUUGUGGAAGGUUGAAGACAGUGGUUAGCAACCAAGAAAGAGAUUGGGUAAUGAAGUUUCUCAUGGGGCUCAAUGAUUCUUACAAAAUUCUCAAAGCUCAAAUUCUACUGAUAAAGCCUGUUCCCAAAUUAAAUGAGGUAUAUUCUAUAAUUCAGCAAGAAGAAAAUAGAAGGGAUAUCUCUAUUGAUUCACCUACCACUGAUGGAAUGGCACUGGUGUCAAGAAGUAUCCUUAAAGAAGCAGAGAAAAAAAAAUCUAAGAUGACAAAAGAAAUAUUUCUGCACAUUUUGCAAAAUACCUAG
This is a messenger RNA of Olea europaea var. sylvestris, 882 nucleotides long. RefSeq lists its product as uncharacterized. Lineage: Eukaryota; Viridiplantae; Streptophyta; Magnoliopsida; Lamiales; Oleaceae. The record is from RefSeq and is a predicted model, not a curated record. Bases 1 to 882 code for a protein of 293 amino acids. The transcript has 3 exons.